Molecule: messenger RNA, 1795 nt
Organism: Tachysurus fulvidraco (yellow catfish)
Lineage: Eukaryota; Metazoa; Chordata; Actinopteri; Siluriformes; Bagridae
Gene: spaw
Product: southpaw
Exons: 3
Coding region: 210-1382 (390 amino acids)
Biological process (GO): BMP signaling pathway; SMAD protein signal transduction
Cellular component (GO): extracellular region
Molecular function (GO): growth factor activity; type I activin receptor binding; cytokine activity
Source: RefSeq, a predicted model, not a curated record
AACUUGACAGCUCGUCUCUUGUUCCUCCUCAGAUCUGCUUGAAUGAUCAGAGGGAUUCCUCGGGAGGCUGCAGGAUGACAGGGGUCAUCAAAGGCCACCUGGACCCUUUAAAAGCUGCUUGUAAGGCCUGGACUCGACAAAGCUCAUCGUUCAGACAGCAGCAAACUUUCACUCCGCAAAGAAUCGUCUUAUAGACAAACAUUCACGCGAUGAGACCACUUCCACUAGCUGUGGUGCUUGCUCUAGUGAGCCUGAGAUGCCGGGGAACCAAACAGCACAGCCAGCAAAGGGGGAAACAUCAUGCAGAGCAUCACAGUGAGCACGGAGCACACAGUGUUGGAGUGUAUCAUCCUCACAGAUAUCCACUGUAUAUGAUGCAGCUGUACCGAGAAUACAAAUCAGUGGACACGAGGAAAACAGCUGCCCGUGUGAACGGUGAUGCUUUGCAUCAAACAGACUCCGUAGUGAGUUUGGUGGCCAAAGACUGCCAUCAGAUCGGUGAGAGGUGGAAGGUCACUUUCGACAUGUCCUCCCUUUUCGGCAGACAAGAAAUCCGGCUUUCCGAACUCCGGUUCCGCGUGUCCGCUUUUUCCGCCACCGAGGUAGAGCUUUAUCACGCGCCGCAUAACAGCGCACCUGAAGAGCGCGUCUUCCUCGGCAGCAUCAAUGUCACACCGGGACUCUCCUCCUCCUCCUGGAAGGUGUUCAACGUAACUGAUCUCCUCACAUAUUGGCUGCAUCACGGGGGCGAAGAGCAGUUUCCUGUAACGGACAAAUUGAGAGCUGUAGAAGAGGGCAGCGGAAAUGAUGGAACUGAACCAUCUCCACGCCGCACAAUUCAGCUACCCACUGACCGAGUGAUGAUUGUAGUGUUCUUGAAGAGCUCGUUGACCCAGGGUCACCAGAGCAGGUCUACUUUAAUGCAAACAGUACAACACUCCAAAUACGUGGCCCUGGACCGACCCGGUAACGCAAGGCGACGCAAGAGGAACCGGAUGGACCCGGGACAUGUGCGGGAGGUGGUGGCGAGUGAAAACGUUACUGGGUCAUUCAUAGAGUCCGUGCAAAGGCCGCUGUGCAGACGAGUGGACAUGUGGGUGGAUUUUGACCAGAUCGGGUGGAAUGAGUGGAUUGUGCAUCCGAAACGUUACAACGCUUACCGAUGUGAAGGAGAAUGCCCAGUUCCGUUAGAUGACUCCUUCAAGCCUACGAAUCACGCCUACAUGCAGAGUCUGCUGAAACUUUACCAUCCAGAGCGCGUUUCCUGCACUUCAUGCGCGCCCACGCGCCUCAGCUCGCUCUCCAUGCUCUAUUACGAAGGCGAUGACGUAGUGUUGCGUCACCACGAAGACAUGAUCGUAGAAGAGUGCGGAUGCCAGUGAACCUGACCGGAUGCUCCUGGAUUAUGAAGACACUUUUUUUUCACUUACUCUUCUUAAAUUGCACACUUCGACUUGAUAAUGGUAUUAUUUUAUCUGUAUUUGUAUUAUUUCUGAGGUCAAAAGCCAUUAGUCUACUGAGAUAAUUUAAAUAUUUAAUAUUUAAAUAGAAUGUUGGAAGUGGACUAAUUUCUAAAAAUGUCUAUGUGUACAAAAUGUAUAUAUGAGUAGUUAAUACAUAAUGAUAUAUAUAUUUUUAAUACAUCAAAUUUGCCAUGUAAAAUCUAAUCUUUUAUAUUUUGUCAUCAGAAUCUAUUAUAUGUACUGUUUGUACAAUGCAAGAUUACAUAUUUCCUUUUUGCGUAAAUUUAAAGUUAAAUGAAUAAAAAACUUGCUAAUCUACAAAGCAAUAUGAA